Drosophila innubila is the source of this 1470-nucleotide messenger RNA. It is a transcript of the gene ttm2, whose product is annotated as mitochondrial import inner membrane translocase subunit TIM50-B. Bases 117 to 1355 code for a protein of 412 amino acids. The record is from RefSeq and is a predicted model, not a curated record. Lineage: Eukaryota; Metazoa; Arthropoda; Insecta; Diptera; Drosophilidae. The transcript has a single exon. Gene Ontology annotation, molecular function: phosphoprotein phosphatase activity.
ACCCUCGGUUGAUUUAUACAAAAAUGUCAAAUUUAUUAGUGACCAUUUCGUAAAUUGGAAAAUCGAAAAUAUACUCUAUUUAUUUGAAACUGCAGACAAACGUUGCCAUUUUGCAAAUGACUCCAAUUGCAAUAGGGCGUAUACUAUACGGAGGCUCACGCUUCAGCCGCAAGCUUAUAAAUACAUCCCGGACGCUAACAUCUGGCUUAUGGCAUACCAUGAUAAAUACUGUCAUGUUUAAGACCCAGGCGGGCAUUAAUAGCAAAGACAAACCAGCGUCGAGUAUACCCUAUUGCAGUAUUUAUACCAGUUAUUUUGAUCGCCCAUAUCGGGUGUAUUUCGUUAGUCGUCGCUACUCGACGUGUGAGAAAGCUUCGACACAGAUACUUUCGAAACUCUUUCCACAAACAUCCAUGGAGAUGGAUGAUGAGGAGAGCCGAGAUCGGCGCAAGCGAGAGGAGGAGGAAGAACUCAAGGAAAUGGAGCGCGCCUGGAAGCGUAUGAAAAUUGGAUUUGCCUUUUUUGGCAUUGGAGGCGUACUCCUUUCAUUUUGGGCUAUCUACUUCUUUGGCAAGCCGUCGCUCGAUGAGCAGGGUAACGAAAUAAUCGAUGAGUUCAGUACGUUACCAAUGAUGCAACAGUAUGUGGCACGUACCUUCAGGUCGCUUAAUCAUUUCCAAAGGUUCAUACAGGAACCGUCGAGCCAGAAGUUAUUGCCUGAUCCGCUCCAGGCGCCAUAUAUUCAACCACCUUACACCCUGGUACUUGAGGUCAAAGAUCUGUUAAUACAUCCCGAUUGGACCUAUCAAACGGGUUGGCGCUUCAAAAAACGUCCCGGUGUCGAUGUUUUCCUCAGGGAGUGCUCGAAAUAUUUCGAAAUCGUUGUUUACACGGCCGAGCAAGGUAUGACCGUGUUCCCAUUGCUGGAUGCCCUCGAUCCAAAUGGUUAUAUCAUGUACCGACUUGUGCGAGAUUCAACACACUUUGUGGGCGGCCACCACGUCAAGAAUCUCGAUAAUCUCAAUCGUGAUCUUAAGCGCGUGGUAGUCGUCGACUGGGAUAAGAACUCAACAAAAAUGCAUCCGGGUAAUACAUUCUCGAUAUCACGCUGGUCCGGUAACGAUGAUGAUACAACCUUAUUCGAUCUGAUAUCAUUUCUGAGUGUGCUCGGCAGCAGCGAAGUGGACGAUGUCCGUGAGGUUCUUCAAUAUUAUAAUCAAUUCAAGGAACCCAUUGCCCAGUUUCGGGAGAAUCAACGCAAGCUAUCCGAGCAAAUGCAGGCGGAUGAGAUCGAGAAACAAAAUAAACCGAAGCCCAUGGUUAAGAACUGGUCGCGUGGCUUUAUGAAGCAUUAACAAAAAAAAAUAUAUAUCUGCAAAGUCCUUUUCUCUGUGACUUUUCAUGUUCACAUUAACGUUCCUUUUGCAUUGUUGUAAUUAAACAAAAAAUUUCUUAAAAUAAUGUACGUAA